Molecule: messenger RNA, 1847 nt
Organism: Vigna radiata var. radiata (mung bean)
Lineage: Eukaryota; Viridiplantae; Streptophyta; Magnoliopsida; Fabales; Fabaceae
Exons: 2
Coding region: 535-1062 (175 amino acids)
Source: RefSeq, a predicted model, not a curated record
UAUGGAUGGUGUAUAAGGUUUGAAGGUUAGAAUUUAAUGUAUGUUAUUUUAAUGUUUUGUAGUGGCGUCUUCGUAUUUUCAUGGAUUCGGCCAGCAUUCUUGAAAUGAAUACCAAACUACAAUACCGUCAUAUAGAGCGUCUUAAUAUGACCCCUUUUAAAUGCUGCAUGAACCUUUUAAACCCUAUUGAGGUGAAUUUAAAAUUAUUGAAGGAGAUGGUUCAACGGUGGGUUGGGAGUGAUGUUAAUUUUAGGGUGUGUCAACAAUUGGUUCCUUUGAAUGUUGUGGAUGUCUUCAUGGCCACAGGGUUAGACAUAGGUGGUCUAGACGUUACCUUUGACCAAUGUUUAGUUGGAUUGGUUGGUGACAUGUUUAAUCCCAGAACCACGACAAAGAAGGACUUGAUUCAGAAGUUUCAUUUGAUUGUAGAGGAUGACAACAUAGAGGUGGAUGUGGUGUGUAGGUUAUAUAUUUUAGUUUGUUUAGUUACAUUUGAUUAGAGCAGCGUAUAUUAACUCCAGUCUUCAACCUACCAUGCAAAGAUACCAAAGUUUGUGNAAAACAUUCUACGAAAUUGCUGAGGUAGCAUGUGAGUCAGAACCUGUUUCUAAGGAGUUGGAGAAAGAACUUGAUAUGUUGCGUAAAAAGUUUGGAUGCAGUUCAACGAUGACAAAUAACAUAGUGAGUGAAGGAGGCGAACUGCGUUAUGACAAUGUUGUACCUGCUUCCAUACAACAAAGCAGUGGUGUAAGUGGUGAUUUACUUGUACGUAGUCCUAUAACAGUGAAACGGAAGGGGCGACCUCACACCAACAGGUUAAAGUCAGCCGUUGAGAAACAGACCAAAAAAGGAAAAAGUGUGUCAACUAAAAAGAGUUCAAGAACAUCCAUUGAACAAUGUGGGACAACAUUACCUAACCUAACACAAAGUGAGGAAGACAUGCAAUUUGGAUCCCAAUCUUACCAAUGCUACGAUGUAUCCCAACAAUCCAACAUAGCUCAAUCUGGAUUUAUGUCAUUGUUAAAUGNUGUACACAACAACUAUGAUGACAACAUUGUUUGAUGUAUAUUGUUGGUUGAAUGUGAAAUGAAGUAAUCUUUUUUGUGUUAAGGAAUACCUUUUUUUGUAUCUUGUCGUCAUUGUUAUCACCACUAAUAGUAAUCGAUUACUAGGUGGGUGUAAACGAUUACAACACCAGCGUAGGACUUAAUUGCCCUCUGUGCAACGUAGUGUCCCCACAUCCCCCUUAUAACUUCUCCUGCACUGUCAAUUUAACUGCCCACUACUGCCACUUAACCAUUUGGGAUUUUUUCAACUUGCACAUCACUUCCUACAUAUACGAACCCUACCAUAAUUAUUCUCCAACUAAAAACCCUAACACAACUGCAAUGGGUGAUCGCGCUAAGAAGAAACAAAAGCCAUCUUCUUCCCUUGAGGGUGGACGUCGGCGACAACGCAGUCCGACACCAUCCCCACCACCGUCAUCACCGCACUCAGUGCAUGACCUAUUCUCCACUGAGGAACAAAGAAGAAAUUUGCUAAGCAUUUUGUCAAUCGAGAAGUAUUAGAAAGCAAAUUCUUAGACACGGAGUACUUCGAAGAAUCAAAUUUCCAAUUCUAUCAGAUAUUGUGUGAUGCUGGACUGAAGGAUUUUGUUUGCUUGAGAUAUUCUUUCUACCCAGAAUUAGUGAGAGUGUUUUACAACAACAUGGUCAUUUCUCAAACUGGAGUUAUUUGAACAGAGGUUAAAGGGGUGAAAAUAAAAAUUAGCCCUAAACUCUUUAAUGAGAUUACUUCCCUCCCAUCGAAUGGUGCUCGUUUUGAAGGGCGAAUUGUGGAUGACUUGA